CAAGCCGCGGCGCCCCGGCGCCACGGGUGCCCGGCCGGCACCCUCUGCGGCGAUGGCGGCGGCCGUGAUGGGGCCGCGCGACGUGCUGGGCAGCUCGUCGUGGCCGCCGCUGGGAGGCAGCGCAGCCGACGCGCUGCCACCAGCGGCUGCGGAGGGCGCAGCAGACGCGGGGCAGGCGCGGCACGGCACCAUUGCUGCUGGGACGACCAUGGCCGCCGCGGCCUGCGCGGCGGCCGCGGCCGCCGAGGUGGCAGGGGCGGUUCCGACCGGAAGGGCGGUGGCAAAGGUGGCCGCGGCAAGGACAGCUGGACCGAGGUCGUGCCGGGGCUCCCUGUGGACGAGCUGGCAGGCGAGUGGCUGGACUCCCUGGGGCACACCGUGGCGGUCGAGCAAGGCG
Messenger RNA from Prorocentrum cordatum, 397 nucleotides. The record is from the annotation of a GenBank genome assembly. NCBI's taxonomy places the organism in Eukaryota, Dinophyceae, Prorocentrales, Prorocentraceae.